Messenger RNA from Anolis carolinensis (green anole), 6455 nucleotides. Its product is annotated as zinc finger and SCAN domain-containing protein 31-like. Gene Ontology annotation, molecular function: DNA-binding transcription factor activity, RNA polymerase II-specific; RNA polymerase II cis-regulatory region sequence-specific DNA binding. Gene Ontology annotation, cellular component: nucleus. Gene Ontology annotation, biological process: regulation of transcription by RNA polymerase II. The transcript has 6 exons. Bases 4757 to 6094 code for a protein of 445 amino acids. NCBI's taxonomy places the organism in Eukaryota, Metazoa, Chordata, Lepidosauria, Squamata, Anolidae. The record is from RefSeq and is a predicted model, not a curated record.
GAUGAUGAUGAUAAUAAUAAUAAUAAUAAUUCAAUUUCAGGGGUGCAUUGCUGCACAUUCCAAUGAAUAGGCAUAUUGGAGAUGUAAUGCUGUUCUUCCAGAGCCAAUUGAAAUUUUUUAAUUAAUGUAAAUACACAAAAUUAUAAAUUCCUAUUCAAAUAGAAUCCUAGAAUUGGAAGAGACCUGGUGGGCCAUCCAGUCCAAUCACAUUUUGCCAAGGAGCAGGAAAAUCACAUUCAAAGCACCCCUGACAGAUGGCCAUCUAGUCCCUCUUUAUUUAUGUUUUCCUAAAAACUUAGGAAAAUCUUUAGGCUAUGCUAAUAAUUUAAUAUAUUUUAUGUGCCUAUAACUUUUAAGCCGCCUCUCUGAGUCCUCUUUGGGGUGAGAAGGGCAGAAUAUAAUUGCCGUAAAUAAAUAAAUAUAAUAAUUGUAUAUAAUAAUUAAAUAAUAAUACAUUGAUACUAUUUUGGUAUGAGGGGAAGGGAGAAAGGAAGGAAAGGAGAAGGGAAAAAGAAAGGAAAGAAAGAACGAAGGAGGAGGAAGGUGUAUGAUGCAAAACAAGGGGGAAAACAGAAAGGAAAAGGAGACGGAGAAGGAAAAGGUGUACAAGGAAAAGAAAGGAGGAAGAAAGGAUGGAAGAGAAAGGAAAGAAAGAAGGAAGGAAGGAAGGGGAAGAAAUGGAAAGAAAAGGAGGAAGGAUGGACGGAAGGGAAAGGAGAAGGAAAGGACAGAAGGGAAAGAAAAGAAAGGAGGAAGGGAAGGGGAAGGAGGAAGGAAGGAUGGAAGAGGAAGGAAGGAAGGGGAAGGAAUGGAAAGAAAAGGAGGAAGGAAGGAAUUGAAAGGAAAGCAGGAAGGAAGGACAGAAGGAAAAGAAAAGAAAGGAGGACAGGAAAGGAAAGGAGGAAGGAAGGAUGGAAGAGAAAGGAAAGGAGGAAGGAAGGAAGGAAGGAAGGAAGGAAGGAAGGAAGGAAGGAAGGAAGGAAGGAAGGGGAAGGAAUGGAAAGGAAAGGAAAGGAGGAAGGAUGGACGGAAGGGAAAGGAGAAGGGAAGGACAGAAGGGAAAGAAAGGAGGAAGGGAAGGGGAAGGAGGAAGGAAGGAUGGAAGAGGAAGGAAGGAAGGGGAAGGAAUGGAAAGAAAAGGAGGGAAAAAGGAAUUGAAAGGAAAGCAGGAAGGAAGGACAGAAGGAAAAGAAAAGAAAGGAGGACAGGAAAGGAAAGGAGGAAGGAAGGAAGGAAGGAAGGAAGGAAGGAAGGAAGGAAGGAAGGAAGGAAGGAAGGAAGGGGAAGGAAUGGAAAGGAAAGGAGGAAGGAUGGACGGAAGGGAAAGGAGAAGGGAAGGACAGAAGGGAAAGAAAGGAGGAAGGGAAGGGGAAGGAGGAAGGAAGGAUGGAAGAGGAAGGAAGGAAGGGGAAGGAAUGGAAAGAAAAGGAGGGAAAAAGGAAUUGAAAGGAAAGCAGGAAGGAAGGACAGAAGGAAAAGAAAAGAAAGGAGGACAGGAAAGGAAAGGAGGAAGGAAGGAAGGAAGGAAGGAAGGAAGGAAGGAAGGGGAAGGAAUGGAAAGGAAAGGAGGAAGGAUGGACGGAAGGGAAAGGAGAAGGGAAGGACAGAAGGGAAAGAAAAGAAAGGAGGAAGGAAAGGGGAAGGAGGAAGGAAGGAUGGAAUAGGAAGGAAGGAAGGAAGGGGAAGAAAUGGGAAGGAAAGAUGGAAGGAUGAAUGGAAGGGAAAGGAGGAAAAAAGGACAGAAGGGAAAGAAAAGAAAGGAGGAAGGGAAAGGAAAGGAGGAAGGAAGGAAGGAAGGAAGGAAGGAAGGAAGGAAGGAAGGAAGGGGAAGGAAAGUAGGAAGGGAGGAAUUAAAAGGAAAGGAGGAAGGAUGGACGGAAGGGAAAGGAGAAGGAAAGGACAGAAGGGAAAGGAAAGGAGGAAGGAAGGACAGAAAGGAAAGAAAAGAAAGGAGGACAGGAAAGGAAAAGAGGAAGGAAGGAUGGAAGAGAAAGGAAAGAAGGAAGGAAGGGGAAGGAAAGGAGGAAGGGAGGAAUUAAAAGGAAAGGAGGAAGGAUGGACGGAAGCGAAAGGAGGAAGGGAGGACAGAAGGGAAAGAAAAGAAAGGAGGACGGGAAAGGAAAGGAGGAAGGAAAGAUGGAAGAGAAAGGAAAGAAGGAAGGAAGGAAGGGGAAGGAAUUGAAAGAAAAGGAGGAAGGAUGGACGGAAGGGAAAGGAGGAAAAAAGGACAGAAGGGAAAGAAAAGAAAGGAGGACAGGAAAGGAAAGGAGGAAGGAAGGAUGGAAGAGAAAGGAAAAAAAGAAGGAAGGAAGGAAUGGGAAGGAAAGGAGGAAGGAUGGAAGAAGGGAAAGAAAAGAAAGGAGAAUGGGAAAGAAAAGGAAGAAGGAAGGACAGAAGGGAAAAAAAGAAAGGAGGAAGGGGAAGGAAAGGAGGGACGGAAAGGAAAGGAAGGAAGGACAGAAGGGAAGGGAAAGAAGAGACGGCGAAAAGAAGGAAGGGAAAGAAAAGAAAUUAGGAUGGAAGGGGAGGGGAAGGAAAGGAGGAAGAAAAGAACGGGGAAGGGAAGGGGAAGGAGGAAACGAGGGAUGGAAGGGAAAGAAAAGGAGGAAGAAAGGACGGAAGGGAAGGGAAAGGAGGGAUGUCGAAAAGAAGAAGGGAAAGGAAAGAAAUUAGGAUGGAAGGGGAGGAGAAAGGAAGGGAAAGAAAAGAAAGGAAGGGAAAGGAGAAAAAAGGCUGGACAGGAAAGGAAACAAAAGGAGGAAGGAAGAACAGAGGGAUGGAAGGAAAGGGAAAGGAGGAAGAAAAGGAAGGACGAGAAAGGGACAGAAAGAAGGGAAGAGAGGAGGAAGGAUGGACGGAAGGGAAAGAAGGAGGAAAGGGCAGAAGGAAAAGGAAAUAAAGGGAGGGAGGGGAAGUAAAGAAGGACAGAAGAGAAAGGAAAGGAGGAACAGAGGGAUGGAAGGAAAAGGAAAGGAGGAAGGAAAGACGGAAGGGAAAGGAAAGGAACGAAGGACGGAAGGGAAAGUAAGGAAGGAUAGAAGGGAAGGGAAAGGAGAAACAGUGGAAAGAAGGAAGAGAAAGGAAGGAAAUUAGGAUGAAAGGCUGGAGGGUAAAGGAAAGGAAACAAAAGGAGAAAAAGGAGGAAGGAAGAAAGGAAAUGAAAGGAGGAACAGGAAUGGAAGGAGAAGGAAAGGAACAGAAAGGAAGGAAGAGAGGAGGAAGGAAGGACGGAAGGGAAAGGAAAGGGAAAGCAAUUAGGAAAGAAGGAUGGAAGGGGAAGGAAAGGAGGAUGGAAGGGAAGGAAGGUAAAGGAAAGAAAGGGAGGAAGGGGAAGUAAAGAGGAAUGGAAGGGAAAGGAAAGGAGGAAGGAAAGACGGAAGCGAAAGGAACGAAGGACGGAAGCGAAAGUAAGGAAAUAUAGAAGGGAAGGGAAAUGGUUGAAAGAAGGAAGGGCAAGGAAGGAAAUUAGGAUGGAAGGCUGGAGGGUAAAGGAAAGGAAACAAAAGGAGAAAAAGUUGGAAGGAAGAAGGGAAAUGAAAGGAGGAACAGAGGAAUGGAAGGGAAAGGAAAGGAACAGAAAGGAAGGGAAGAGAGGAGGAAGGAAGGACAGAAGGGAAAGGAAAGAAAUUAGGAAGGAAGGAUGGAAGGGGAAGGAAAGGAGCAAGGAUGGACGGAAAGGAAAGGAGGAGGAAAGGGCAGAAGGAAAAGGAAAGAAAGGGAGGAAGGGGAAGUAAAGGAGGACAGAAGAGAAGGGAAAGGAGGAACAGAAGGAUAGAAGGGGAAGGAAAGGAGGAAGGAAAGAUAGAAGGUAAAGGAAAGGAAUGAAGGACGGAAGGGAAAGUGAGGAAAUAUAGAAGGGAAGGGAAAUGGUAGAAAGAAGGAAGCGAAAGGAAAGAAAUUAGGAUGGAAGGGGAGGAGAAAGGAAGGGAAAGAAAAGAAAGGAAGGGAAGGGAAAGGAGGAAAGAAGGCUGGGCGGUAAAGGAAAGGAAACAAAAGGAGGAAGGAAGAACAGAGGGAUGGAAGGAAAGGGAAAGGAGGAAGAAAAGGAAGGACGGGAAAGGGACAGAAAGAAGGGAAGAGAGGAGGAAGGAAGGACGGAAGGAAAGCGGAAGGAGGAACGGAGGGGUGGAAGGGAAAGGAAAGGAGGAAGGAACGGAAAGGAAGUGAGGAAAGGACAGAAGGGAAUGGUGAAAAGAAGGAAGGAAAAGAAAAGGAAAGAAAUUAGGAAGGAAGGAUGGAAGGAAGGGAAGGAGGAAGGAAGAACAGAAGGGAAAAAAUAGGGAUGGAAGGAGAGGGAAGAGAUGGAAGGAGGAAGAGGGAAAGGAAGGACAGGAGAUAAAGGAAAGAGGGAAUGCAGGAAAGGAGGGAAAAAGGAAGGAUGGGAAAGGGACCGAAAGAAGGGAAGAGACGAAGAAGGAAGGAUGGAAGGGAAAGAAAAGGAGGAAGGACAGAAGGGAACGGCGGAUAGAAGGAAGGGAAAGAAAAGGAAAGAAAUUAGGAAGGAAGGAAGGAAGGAAGGACAGAAGGGAAAGAAACAGAGGAGAAACAGAAACAGAGGGAAGAGAUGGAAGGAAGGACAGAAGAUUAAGGAAAGAGGGAAUGCAAGAAAGGAGGAAGGAUUUUGUUUCCUAAACUAGUUUUUUCUCUUUGCAGGGUUUUGGAGACAGGUGACCCCCCCCCCCGACCCCCCCGCAGGUCCCCCAGGAAGGAAGAAGGAAGAAGGGAGGAAGGAGUGGAGUCCCGCCCUGCCCGCAGGAUGAAGAAGGAGGCGGGGGAGCCGGCGGCGUGUGGGGCGCGUCCUUUGGGGGAGGCGGAGGGGGAGGGGCCCGGCUGGGGGCAGGCGGUGCGUGGGGAGCUGGAGGGCCCCCCCGGGCGCUGGGCGGACCAGGUCCACAACUUCCGCAACUUCUGCUUCCGGAGCUCCCGGGGCCCCCAGGAGACCUGCACCCGGAUCCGGGCCCUGUGCCACCAGUGGCUGCGGCCGGAGAAGCACAGCAAGGCCCGCAUGAUGGACCUGGUGGUCCUGGAGCAGUUCCUCAAGGUCCUGCCCCCCGAGAUGGAGGCCUGGGUGCGGGACCGGAGGCCCCAGAGCAGCGCCCACGCCGUGGCCCUGGCCGAGGCCUUCCUGGAGCCCCAGGUCAGCAAAGCCUUGCUUGAUGUGGCCCCUGAAGUCAAGAAGGAGCCAAUGGACAAGAAGAAGACCUCGCAAGGGGAUCGCCAAGAGGCCGCAUCUCCAGGAGAAGACAUGGAAGUUGGAGACCACAAACCAGCCGUGAAGGUUCCUUCUAGGUUGCUUUCUCUUCAAAGUGGAAUCGACACUCAGGACGUCCCACCCAAUCAGGAUCCAGUGGCCGUUGAAGAGAAGCCCGACUCUUCCGGAGAAGAGGAGCCGCCCUUGCCGGACCUGGGAGGGAGCACGCUGCUCAUGGAGGUCGUGGAGGAGCGCUUCGAGAGCGUGGUCCCCCCAGCACGAGGUGAUUCCAAGGAGAAGGUUAAGAAGGAGACGACUGUUGGGGGCCAGAAACGGGACCACGAUGCCGCCUACAUUUCCCCCAAGGGGACCUACCUGCCCCAGACGCAGCCCCCCAGAGGGAAUCCCACGGGGAAGGAGAGGAGCCAGGCGCAGCCGUCGGAGUUUGAGAAGAGCUUCCUGCAGCAGCUCUUCCGCGGCAAAGGCGAGAAAGCAGCCCCAAAAGCGGAGAGCGAGCACCGGUGCCUGGACUGCGGCAAGACCUUCAACCUGGGCUCCAAGCUGAAGCUGCACCGCAAGAUCCACUCCGAGGAGAAGCCCUUCGAGUGCCCCGAGUGCGGGAAGCACUUCCGGCACAAGGGGAACCUCCAGACGCACCAGAGGACCCAUGCCCCGGAGGAGGCCUUCCGCUGCGGCGAGUGCGGGCGCCGCUUCGGCCACAGCUGGGACCUCAAGAAGCACCUCAAGUUCCACGAAAGCAGGAGGGCCCCCGCCAAGGAGAAAGCGGCCCCGGCGUGGAUCGGGCCCCGGAAGGAUCCUCCGCUCAACGGAGACGCAACGCAGCGGGCCGUUCCCCCCGACGCCGAAGCAGAAGCGUUGACGCCGGUGUCGACCGACCCGUAGGAUCCAGCCCAAGUCGGUAGCCGUGCCUCGGUGGCCUGGGAGUUGUAGUUUAGCAGCAUUUUCAAGGUGCCAUCCAAUUCCGAAAUAUCAAAAGGGUAUGGACAACUUUGGCUUACAUCCCGUCGGGAAUUAUACGGGCCGCGUUUUGUAUUGUCCUCUGAUACUCCUUCCCCCCCCCCCCCCCCCCGAAAAUAAGCCAUGAUUUGUCUCUCCUUUUUCAGAGCAACGUCUUCAUAGGAUUUCAAGGACUGGAGUUGGGUCUGUGGGUUGGUUGAGUCGAGACUACUUUCCUUGUUUAGUACCCUCACAUCGUUGUGGGUUUGGCUCAGUUGUGUUUUAUUAAAGGGGUUUGUUUACAGUA